AUGGCAACCAAAUAUAAGAUCGUCCUUGUCCGACACGGGGAAAGUAUUUACAAUCAGAAGAAUUUGUUCUGUGGCUGGCAUGAUGCGGACUUGUCUGACACCGGCAUCACGGAGGCAAACUACGCCGGCCAGCUACUGAAGAAGGGCAACUACGAGUUUGACAUUGCUUUCACCAGUGUUCUGAAGAGAGCUAUCAAGACCCUGUACCUUAUACAGGAGGAGCUUGAUAUUCAUUGGCUUCCGGUGGUGAAGUCCUGGCGACUCAACGAGAGACAUUAUGGUGGUCUGCAAGGACUGAACAAGUCUGAGACGGCUGCUAAAUAUGGAGAGGAUCAAGUUCAGAUCUGGCGUCGGUCUUAUGACAUCCCUCCACCACCACUCGAGAAAACUGAUGAGCGCUGGUCUGGGAGAGGCAAACAGUAUGCAAAUAUGGAUCAGGGAAUGAUUCCAGCUUGUGAAUGCCUUAAGGACACAGUGGAGCGCACACUGCCAUUCUGGUAUGAUUCUAUUGUACCUGCCAUUAAGAGCGGACAGAGGGUGCUGAUCUCUGCCCACGGAAACAGUCUGAGAGGCCUCAUCAAGUACCUGGACAAUGUUUCUGAUAAUGAUAUUGUUGGAUUGAAUCUUCCUACGGCAGCACAGGCCAAAGUUGCAGCUCAAGGAAAGGCCAAAUAA
This is a messenger RNA of Candidula unifasciata, 675 nucleotides long. The record is from the annotation of a GenBank genome assembly. Lineage: Eukaryota; Metazoa; Mollusca; Gastropoda; Stylommatophora; Geomitridae.